AAGGACUACAACUCCCAGGCUGGAGGAGGGCCCUUCACGUCGGCCGCACGAGCCUCGCACCGCAGCAGCAGCAGCAGCAGCUGGUGCAGCCGAGGAGGCGACUUUGUUACCGCGGAGCCACCGGAGAGGAAACGGCUGAACGAAAUCUCUCGGAAAAAGUGUCAACAGUUUGGGGGAAACGGCUCGACCAAACGUCCGUUGCCCGGAUUUGGCGGUGGCAGCUGUUUUACGAACUUGUCAGAGGAUUUGAACUUUGUCUUUUGGCCGAAAAAAAGAGGUCUUUCUCAAAGUUGAGCCGAAGAGUUCUUCUCUCAUUCAGGAUGUCGGACUGAGACAAAGGGGUCUGGGGGGCAUUCCCGUCGGAGCGCAGGUAAAACUUGAUUCUUGAAGUCCCCUCUGGAUGGGAAAGAUGGAGAGGGAGUUGCAAUGGUGGAAAGGACAGCUAGCUGCAGAUAUCCAUCAAUCCCUCCGCAUCAAGGAGCUGAAGUUACCCGUCUAUCGGGCCCACUCUCCGCAGAUCGGCAUGCGACGGUACUUUGCAGACUUGUUGGCCAUCCUCAGUAAUCGCUACCAGCUAUGUCCUACAGCACGUCACCUGGCCGUCUACCUGCUGGACUUGUUCAUGGACCACUAUGAUGUGGCCGUCAAGCAGCUCUAUGUGAUUGCCCUCUCUUGUCUGCUCCUAGCUAGUAAAUUUGAGGAGAAAGAAGACCGGGUUCCCAAACUGGAGCAGCUGAACUCUCUGGGUUUUAUGUGUAGCCUGAACCUGGUUCUCAACAAGAGGGAUCUGAUCAAAAUGGAGCUUCUGCUGCUGGAGACCUUUGGCUGGAAUCUGUGCAUGCCCACACCCGCCCACUUCAUUGACUACUACCUCCAUGCCUCGGUGCAGGAGGGUGACCUAUACAACGGCUGGCCCCUGUCCUCCCUCUCCAAAACCAAGGCUUUCAUGGACAAAUAUACUCACUACUUUCUGGAGGUCUCACUUCAAGAUCAUGCCUUCCUGAGUUUCCGACCAUCUCAGGUUGCUGCCGCGUGUGUGGCAGCAUCUCGCAUUUGCCUUCAGAUUUCCCCAAGCUGGACGACUGCUCUGCAUCUGCUAACAGGCUACACCUGGGACCACCUCACCCAGUGCAUCGAACUUAUGCUGCUUGCUCAUGACAACGACGUUAAGGAGGCCAACAAAACCAAAUCCACUCCUCCUCACCGACCAUCCUCCCUCCAGUCUCAGCCCCAGACCUCUCACCUCUCUCCAGUGUCGGCCAUCCAGAGACCGGCCUCCUCUUCCUCCUCCACCUCCUCCACACCACAGCUGCUCUUUCAGCCCGAUGGCUUCCCACACCUUUCCCAGCAUUCCCCGUCCCUGUCCCAGCUGCAAGCGCUAGCUGACUCCCAGGCUCUUGGGCCUGUGGUGAACAUGUCUCAGGACUUCUUUCAGAGCCACAGGAUGGGUCUUCUAACUGGCGCUCCCUCCUUGACUCCUGGGGGUGGGUUUCCCUCCUACCCAAGCCUGACCUCUGGUCUUCAGCCGGGGGCUCGUGCGCUGCCGCUCCAGGGCCCAAUUUCUGUGCAGAUGGCCCUCACUGGAGAGCCACGCCACUGUCUGAGUAUGGCCUACAGCGGGGGCUACCUGGGGGCUCAUCACACCUUCACAGCCGGCUGCUUUGACAGGUGACGCCAGGAGACGGAGAGGGAUCACAAACCCCCACGGGAGUGCACUACUAUGCUUCCAUCCCAGCUCCCUACCCUGAAACAUCCACUUACAGACCUCCUCUCUCUCUCCGUCGGCACCGCAACACCUUCAUCAUGUCCAACUCCCCUGUCCCUCUCACAGAGACGCCUCAAACGCAAGCAGAGGUCCAAAGGCAAGACAGACCCGGUGGAAGUCAUCACACUGACGUGACAAGUGCUCCGCUGAAAUACUGAGGCAUUACAAAAAUGUUAUUGCCAUAUUUUGAACUGGUUUUAUAAAUCUGUGCUAUUAUGAGACUGUCAUCACUGUGAAUGAGAUGAAAGCAGCAGUGUGAUCUAACACCCACCUCAUUCAGUGCCUGUUCUCAGUUGUGUGAUAGCUGAGCCAUUUUUAGAAGUGCACAGAACACAAAGUAUGUGUGAUAAGGAUAUCUUGCUGCUUGACUUUUUUUUCUUUUUAAUUUCUUAUCCCAAAAAAUGAACAAAUUGGCUGGUAUUUUUUCUUAGCCACCAUUUGAGAGAUAGAAGAAACAGAGGCUUGGCAAGAAUUAAAAAGGCUAUGUAUGUCGGUGAAAUUUUUGGUUGUGUGUCCUUAAUGUCAGCGAACAUUGAUUCAACGCCUGUAAGCUCUGUUAGAGCUGAAGGGCCCCUCUGGGAAUUCCUCACCACAUAAGACCUCAGAGGAGACGAAGAAUUCAUUGUUUUGCGCACAGCAGGUGAAGUCCGCAGCUCGAACACACCUGCAGUGUUUCAGUUUUAUUCUUUUUUCGUUCCUCUUCUCUCUUGUCCUUGUCAUCUCGUCUCUCCCACCUCCAAAGUCGAGCCUUGUGGCGGAGCCGUCAAACACCCGGGUGAAAAUGUGGCUCUCAUGAACCUGCAGGCUUUGUCAUACUAAAGUUUUAAUUUCUCCAGCGUCCACUACUCAAAGAAACUGAACACAAACUGAUGUGACUGGACCAGUGUGGUGAACGAGACGUGGAUGUUGGUUGUCUAUUGUACAUAUGAAUUGCUGCUGCCUUCUUAUGAACUGUUGGUUCUGUGUCUGUGUUAAUGACUCCAAUGUUUACAUGAACCACUAAGUAUCAGGGACUUGAACAAGAUUACUUGAAUAUGAUGCCAUUGAAACAUGCCAUAGCUUUUAUUUAUGAUGACUCAUUUUUUCUUGUUCUUGAUUUAAAUUUUUAUUUUUAUUUUUUUUAAUAUGUAGUGUAGUUUUUUUUUAAUAUCAACUUAGAAGUUAGUUUUCUUUGUACCCGUUUAUAGGAACUGUAUAUUCAGGCUCAGGUUUUAAGGCUGAAACUAAACUUUAAGCCUUCUCAUUAUUCUGUGCGAUUAUGCUUUAAAUCGGAUGCUAAUGCAGCAUCUGUGGGGUCUGAAAUGCCCCCCUCCAUCACUGGACCAUACUUUGCUUACAACUCAGUAACUGAAUGCACAACACAGUCUGUUUGCAUCGCAGUGGAACAGCCUCGUGGUCACUGGUUUCACACACAAACAUCUGUCGCCAGUCGUCUGUGAUUGCUUCCAAGAUUUCUAAAACUGCAAUCCCCAAUCUCCCACUUCCUGUUUAAGUAUAAACACAUCCAGAUUCCCAGUGUCAGUUGCCCACUGGUUACUAUGGCGAUACCUUAAAUGACCACGGACCCCAACUUCUGAGAUGUCGUUGACCCGAUUGUGAGUGAAUUAGGGGUUUAGCUAACGGUAUCGGUUGACUAUUAACUUUAUUAAUUGUCAUCUUUAACAUUUCUCAAAGUAGUGUAACAUACCCAUUAUUAUAUAUCAAUUCAAAUAUCUUUACCCAACCCAGCAGUCAAAAACUCAAAGAUAUUCAAUGAACUAUCAUAUUUGACAAAGAAAAGCACGACAUUUUCACGUUUGAGAAGCUGGAACUAUGAAAUGUUACUAUGUCACUGCCUUGUCCUCAGCAGCUGCAAUGCUUGAGCUGUGAACCUUGAAUUCUUAGACGUGCAUCUCUCAGAUAAUGCUACAUGAAGCUUUCUGAAUACUGCAACACUCGGCGACUGACGACAGACUGAUAUGAUCAUGAAUCAUCACAUCUUUUACAGCUAGACAUCUGUUUGUUUUCCCACCACUGAAAAGGACAUGCUAAUGUGUUUUUCAGUAAUAUGAGCUAAGAUACUAUGCCUUUGUUUUGCUAACGUUGAUGUACAGUUUUGUUAUAUAUUGGUUUUUUUACAUUCCCUUUGUUUUCAUUGUAUUUUUAGUUAAAGCUUUUUGUGAUUCUGUUGAUGAAUGCUGUUGGUGGUUGGUGGUUAGAGUUCAACUUGCUCUUUUCCUCAUAAUUCAUGAGCAACUUCUCACAGAGGUGCAAUAUGUUGUUUUUUUUCAGUUUAAACUGACCACAGCCAUCACUGUCUCGUGUACACCACUGGUUCAUCUUUUUGUAACUUAUUUUUGAUAAUUGUGUGAUUUGACUUGCUGUAGCUUGGUUUCCUUAGAGGACAGUGGGCUCUGAACACAAUGAAUAUGUUGCAUAUUGCAGCCACUUCCUUUGACUGAUAGAUAUUACUGAAUGCUUUUGUCUUUUAGCUAGUUUUACUGUGCAUUUUUCCGUCCCGUGAAAGGUGCUGAUGUCACUCACACCAAACAACACUUGUCUAAUGUGAUGGUAAUGAAAUGACACCACAAACUUUCAAUUAAUAUUUUUAUAUUAUUUUGUACCAACCUGUAGUCUCGCUUAAUGUGACACUGAAUGAUAAAAGGGGUUCUUUUAUCAUAAUGUGUCAUGGGAAAAUAAACACACAAGUGAA
Messenger RNA from Seriola aureovittata, 4457 nucleotides. It is a transcript of the gene ccnjl, whose product is annotated as cyclin J-like. Gene Ontology annotation, cellular component: cytoplasm; cyclin-dependent protein kinase holoenzyme complex; nucleus. NCBI's taxonomy places the organism in Eukaryota, Metazoa, Chordata, Actinopteri, Carangiformes, Carangidae. Gene Ontology annotation, molecular function: cyclin-dependent protein serine/threonine kinase regulator activity. The transcript is spliced from 6 exons. The record is from RefSeq and is a predicted model, not a curated record. The coding region runs from base 401 to 1672 and encodes 423 amino acids. Gene Ontology annotation, biological process: regulation of cyclin-dependent protein serine/threonine kinase activity; mitotic cell cycle phase transition.